UUUUCUUUUUCUUUUUUUUUUCUUAUAUAAAAAUGAUCAUUAUUAACAAUAUAAAAUACGCUUGUGAAAAAUGCAUACAAGGACAUAGAUCAUCUCGUUGUGAUCAUAGAGAAAGAAAAUUAGUUGCUGUUAGAAAGAAAGGAAGACCGAUUAGUCAAUGUGAUAGUUGUAGAGAGAAAAGAAAGAUUAAGCAAAUUCACCAAAAAUGUGAAUGUUUGUUAAAGAAGAAAUCAAGACUUACAUCCACUCGUCGCAUCAUGUCUAUCGAAGCUUUACUUGUCUAAUAUCAAUCUCACAUGCUUACAUUAUAUACCACGCAUCUCUUUUAUAUAAAGAGUCAAUUUUUGUAAAAUUACCUCAAAUAAAUCAAUAUUCUCUAAUCGCG
Rhizopus microsporus ATCC 52813 is the source of this 385-nucleotide messenger RNA. Its product is annotated as copper-fist-domain-containing protein. The transcript is spliced from 3 exons. Gene Ontology annotation, cellular component: nucleus. Lineage: Eukaryota; Fungi; Mucoromycota; Mucoromycetes; Mucorales; Rhizopodaceae. Gene Ontology annotation, molecular function: copper ion binding; DNA-binding transcription factor activity, RNA polymerase II-specific; RNA polymerase II cis-regulatory region sequence-specific DNA binding. The coding region runs from base 33 to 284 and encodes 83 amino acids. Gene Ontology annotation, biological process: positive regulation of transcription by RNA polymerase II; intracellular iron ion homeostasis; intracellular copper ion homeostasis. The record is from RefSeq and is a predicted model, not a curated record.